AUGGGAACCGAGUCGACGAAAAAUGUCGCAAAUUGGGAAAAAUGGCUACAACUAGCCCAGGUAUACUACUUCUUCACGUUGUUUGUAGUUGGAUCCGUUUUCACUCCAAUUUUGCUUGUUGUGUUGCUUUUUACAAGAUUCUGGUGGUACAGCGUGUUCUAUGCGACUUGGACCAUUGUGCACAAGUUUUACUUCUUCACAUUGCCAAAACCAUGGGAAUGGUUGAGAAAUCACACCUUCUGGGAUCAUUAUGGCCGAUAUUAUCCAAUGAAGUUGCACAAAACUGCUGAGCUGCCUCCGGAAAAGAACUACUUGUUGAUGUAUGUUUUCUUAACGUUUUCGGUGUUAUUUAUUGUGGUUGGGAAACGUUCUUGAGAGUUAUGUGUUAUUCUGGAUAUUUAGGUAACGUUUUCCGUUUCUAGGUCAAAAAUGGAAUUUUAAAGUUAUUUUUGCUUUUUAGGUAACAUUUCUUUAUAUUUUUUAAAUAUCUUUUAUUUUGGUUUUACGAUUGAUAAUUUUUGAUGAUUUUAGAUGGCAUCCACAUGGUAUUCUGUCGUUCUCAGCUGGUGCUACCGUGAUGACUAACAUCACCAGGUUCACCGAAACAUACCCAGGUAUUACCCGGUAUGCUGCCACAUUGCCGUUGCAUUUCUUGUAUCCUUUACGAUCGUUCUGUAUGGCAAUGAGAGGCUUUAUUCCUUGUGAGUUUUUAAGUUUUUAUUGAUUUUUUAGGGGUUUAGGUAAAGGAUAACAUAGGAAAAUAGCGUGCCAUAAUUUUGUGGACGUUUUUAUUGCUUGUAUGAAAUUGUUUAGCAAAUUAUAAUAUUUUUGAUUGAAAUCAACGUUUACUAGAAUUGUUUUUGAUGAAAUAAGUUUAACUGUUUUUAGUGUAUAUUUUUCAGCAAACUUUUCCAAUAUCUUCAAGGUCGUAUCUCAUAAACAAGGGGGUAACGCUGUUAUUUUGGCCGUUGGCGGAGCUGAGGAAUCUCUCGAGUCUCAUGAAGGAAACUACAAGUUGGUGCUGAAUAGUAGGAAGGGAUUUGUUCGUCUUGCGUUGAAGUCUGGAUGUUCUUUGGUGCCCGUUUAUGCUUUUGGAGAAACCUCAACAUAUCAUCAAGUUCUUAAUCCAGUUGGCUCUAAGUUGCGUCGGUUUCAGACUCAGGUCAAGAAGAUUUUGGGAGUUGCACCAGCUUUCUUCUACGGCACCAUGGGCUUCUGGAGAUUGUAUGGACCUUUCCCAUUGUCGGCCGAACUCAACACUGUUGGUAAGGGGUUUUAUGUUUUUGGAUUCAGAAUUAGGUAUUUUACUCUCUUUUAUAUUAUAGAAAAUAAAAACUGAUGUAGAUAAGUUUUACUAUCGUUUUUUUCAGUAGGAGCACCGAUUGAAGUUGAACCUGUAGCCGAGCCUACUCAAGAACAGAUUGAUCAACUCCAUGAUACCUACAAAUCAAAGCUGAUUGAGUUGUUUGAAGCUCACAAGGCUAAGUAUGCCGUGCCAGAAGAUCAACAUUUGGAAUUUUUGUAA
Bursaphelenchus okinawaensis is the source of this 1525-nucleotide messenger RNA. Lineage: Eukaryota; Metazoa; Nematoda; Chromadorea; Rhabditida; Aphelenchoididae. The record is from the annotation of a GenBank genome assembly.